Molecule: messenger RNA, 2457 nt
Organism: Paramuricea clavata
Lineage: Eukaryota; Metazoa; Cnidaria; Anthozoa; Malacalcyonacea; Plexauridae
Source: the annotation of a GenBank genome assembly
GUUUGCAGGUGCCGUGGCAUAAAUAUUAACAACUUUAAAAAGCAAGUAGAUUAGGCCUGCCUUUUAAGCGAGCGAAUUAAACGAUCUUUCUUCAUUAAACGCUGAAAUUUGUGAAAAAUAAUGGACGGCGUAAAAGCAAAACUUAAUGCGAUGCGAGAAGAGCAUUCCGCCGCGGAAAAACGCGAAGAAAUGGCAAGAGUUAAAUCGAGGAACGACAAAGAACGACUCGCAAGGGCGGAGGACGCAACGGCCGCUCUAAGACGUAGAAUCAAAAUAGUUCAAAUGAAUUUGGAAAAAGUCGAAGACCAAACUGAUGGAAAGCUCGACAGACUUGAACGUCUAAACAAGCAAAUUUACGACAACGAUACGUGCAGACGGCAGCUUGAACGGAAAGAAAUGAAGGAGGAUAACACACUGAUACAUUUGGAAUCGAGACACAAGUCGCGACAAAUAUUUGCUGAAGAGGCUGAUCAAAGACAUCGCGAAGCUUGUAACAAAUUAAGAAUGUUGGAAGAACAGACUGCAAAGGUAUGUUAUGCACAUAUUUUCGUUCGUGCAAUUGGCCAAUACGAGAAGUAUAUAGUAGCUACCACGAUUUUGCAUUAUUUUAACGCCGAUUUAAUACGUACACUACACAAUUUUUGCCUAAACUGUCGCAUGUAACCUGCUUACAACUUGAGUUGAACUGUGUAAAUCGAGCACACAACUCGCUUACAUUGUUGUUAGGUUCAAAUCAAGAAAGCAUUCUUUAUUUGCUUUUUUCUCAAGCUCGAUAAUUCAACAGCAAAACACAUUAGAAAAGCACACUUUCUGGUAUUUUAUAUCAGUGAUUUUAUAUGCCGGUAACUAAAUCCAUUCAUUCUUUAAUAUUGAAUGAUUUAUUGUCGAGUAAAAUACUCGAAACAGAAUUUAAUGCGCCAUUGAGUAUCAUGUGAUCAUAAUCAGCCAAUUAAAUGACGAUGAUUUAAUACGGUGUUAUUAAUUAAGACAAGAUGAGAAUCUUUUGUAUGUUACGUAACACGCGCUCAAAACUAAUGAAUAUACUUUUACACUUGGUUAGACUAUAUUAAAUUUUUUUAAUAUUUUAUACGUUUCUCAAGCGGAAAAUAAACUUAAAAAGGAUGGUUAGUGCUUUAUCUGUAAAAUAAUACUAAAAAUGAAGAGAUGUUAUAUAUAGAUGGUACGCCAAAGAAAAAACGAUGUCUGAAGUUCAAUAAGUUUUGUUUAUAUUGCUGUGUAAAUAUGGCGUCAAUUUUAUAGCAUGCAUCAAUGAUUAUUGACUAAUUGCCUUUCUCACGCCACCAUUUUUGGGUGGCAUUUCAGCUGAAGUCUGUGCGAUAAGUCUACAUACCGACUUUUUAUAAUUUUUUGGACGAAUGAUGGUAAAUUUGCUUUGUAAAUGGUUAGUUUAUUUUGAAAAAUUGCUUUUCACAUUGUUUUAAUUGUCUGCAUUGGACAAUGAAUAUUUGAUGCCACCCAAAAACGGCGGAUAUUCGUCAUCGUGAGAAAGGCUAAUUGUAUUUAAAUUGCAAUAUUUAACUAUUAUUUUCUGGCUGUUUCUCAACCGCCAGAUAAACAUUUAAAAAGGUUGCUAAAUGCUAACUGUGUAAACUACAAAAUAAAGCUGCUAAAACAAAGUAAUUUUGAGAAGAGCGCCAAAAAGAUUUUAGGUUUUGAAAAUGUUUCAUAGUAAAACAAUUGGGUUAUCAUUCCAUGUUUCGCGCACCAAUAUAGGUUAGGGGUUAGGGGUUAGGGGUUAGGGGUUAGGGGUUAGGGGUUAGGGGUUAGGGGUUAGGGGUUAGAUUUAAGGUUGGGGUUUGGGUUAGGGUGUGUUAUAUGUGUAUGGAGGUAUCUACUGAACUUUUCAGUACACUAUAAUAUCAAUUACAUAACGUUUACUAUAUUGGUGCGCGAAACAUGGAACGAUUACCAAAAAUUGCCUCUUCAUUUUUCGUCCCUAAAAUUCGAGGACCUAAUUAAAUAGUGCCUUCAUUUUUUUCAUUCAUAGGUGGACGCCAAAAUUCGGGCAGCAAGAUCAAACGAAAGAUAUUUUGAGGGCAAAUUAAACGAUGCAGGACGGACUGCCUGUAGUUUGGCGAAGUCGGGCGAGACGAAGCAAGCAAAAUGUGACGAUUAUCACGAGAAAUGUCGACGCCUGAGUGAGAAAAAGGACCACGUUUUAAUCACCGCCGAAUGUAUGGAAAGAAAAGCCGGGCAACUUGAAAGCCGUUUAGGUUUGUUGCGUGCGGAAACGAAAGAAACGCAAAAACGCGCACUAAACGUAAAACGAGAAUUGCGAGACAUGAUGGACGAAUUUAACACAUAUCCAUAAGUUGUACGUGAAGUGAAAGUUAACUACUUUCAAUCGUUAAAGUUUGUUAUUUAUCUUUUUGUAUAUUUUGAUAUUUUAUGUAUAACAAAUAGAUUAAUAAAAUGAUUCAAUAAAAGUGUAAAAUG